CGCGAUUCCUUUCCAACUCCAGCGCACUCGUACGAUCUGCUUUGAUUAGAAAACCCGGACCCCGGUUUUUCCAUCUCCGGGCGCCGCGUGAUCGAAAAAUUGUUUUCAAAGGUCGAAGUCGGUGACGAGUUGUCUAGUUCCUCGCAGAUAAACACACAUUGAAGACACAAACAUCCAAGAUGGAAGCCUAUAAUAAUAAUAUGCGAGACCUGGAACAUAGAAUUGAGGAACGUGAUCGCCAGAGUGAAAUCUCACUGAGGGAGCUUUUCCAGACAAGAAGAAGAUUGUGGAAUAUGUACCCCCGCGUGGGGGCGCUCGAAGACAGACUAUAUAUGCGAGAAAGCGACCCGGAUAAGUAUGAAACGUUGACAACAUUGGACAAGGCGAGCGGAUCAUAUACCAGUCCAACUCUACGAUCGUACGGCAGUGUUGGUGAUUUAUCGCGCGAUCUUCCCCGUACAAGAACUCGUCGUGCUAGUGCUGACUAUAAUAGUUAUUCUAGACCACUGGGACGAAGCUACGGUACAUCAUCAGCUACGGAUCGAUUCGAAACCAGCAGUGUUCGGGGAUAUCGCCCUGGGGAUGAUGACGACGACAACGCGAGUCUAUCUGGUACGAGAAGUUACAGAUAUAACACAAGUGGUGGCGACAAGUGGGAAACACAAAGCCUAGUAGACUACCCAACAACUUCUUACAGUGGGCCCCGGUCCAGUAGCCAGUUUAAAAGUAAAUACGGUUCUGGUACCGGCGCAUCUAGUGCACAUAACUAUAAGCCUGGAGACGAUGUUUUAGAAAAUGUGGCUAAAUGGAAGACUUCUAACAGUGCCAGUAGGAGAAACUAUCUAAUGAAUAAAAAAUAUGACGAAUGGUCGUCCCCGCGAUACAGUCCUCGAGCUCCCCUCAACCCUUAUCUCCACGAGGCGGACCUUACAACAUCAUACCAGUCUGCAAGAACCCUGGUUCAGCCUGAAUUUGUAGACGACGAUGACGAGGAAUUGGAAAACGUAUCUCUCGCGCGGUACAACAAAGUCUCUUUGGUGGAUAAUUACUCUUACGAACCAUCUCGUUACUAUGGGUACACCGACAGCACCACAUCUAGUCGCAGCUCGCCAAAAGAUACAAAGGAUUAUGGUUACACCAGUGCCUACACAACCUAUGGCCCAGGCAGCUCAAGUUACAAGCCCAAAAGCAGGCAGAGCACGCAGAAAUAUAAACCAGAUGAUAAUCUGUAUGGCACAACAACAACGACGACGACAAAGACAACAAGCAGACCGCGUAGUUAUAGUUACACAAGUGGCUACAGUUCAACUGCCAGUCCUACCAGAUACUCCAAAUCCAGGUAUGAUGAUGAUGAUAAGAUGUCUGAAAUUUCAAGUGUCUCUGCAUACGAGAAGAAAUCACCACGUAUGAAUGUCAAUGAGUACCUAUCAGCUCGCAAGAAAUACACCAACCAAUACGAUCGAGACUCCCGUGUUGCAAGCAUUCUCGCCAGGAAGCCUCGAUCCAGUUACCCGAUCUACUCAGGAAAAGAUCAUGGUGAAUCACCUACUAAGACUCGUUCAAGUUACAGCUGCACUAUUCCUGUAGGCUCGUCCGCGUCAUCAAGUAAAUUUAACCCUGAUUUGGCAUACUUAGGAGAAUCCAGUGAAGAAUAUGAGAGAGACCCCCUAAGAUAUCUUUUACGAGUCCUCAAUGCUCAAUCUAAGGUUCUCACCUACUGUGUUAAUCAUCUUAGAAAGCAGUAGUUUCAAGUUUGGCGCAUUCUUUCGAACCUUGCGUAGUCCUGCUGAUCCACGUAAAUUCUAAGUCACAAUAGAACGGAUCACCCACAGAUGAAAUACGACUGGCUUUUACAAUGGAAAGAUGGAAGACAGGAUGAAUCUCUUUCAGAACGUGUGUAGACACUGUGAUUUGGUAUUUGACUCUAAGGCAGAGGUGGACUGCGUAGUGUGGCGAAUACCCCUAUCCCUAAAUUUGCUUUGCAGGAUUUUUUUGUGUUAUAAACAUAUUAUUUUAUUAUUGGAAAUAUUGUAUACACCUAUCUUUUGUGCCACGAGUCACUAGACUGAAUAGUAUACACAAAAUUGGGCGAGCUUAGACCACGUGACAUUCUGGGUUGAAUGGUCCUACUGACCAGAAUGCUUUUAUAACGCGUGUUUUAUUUCAUUUUUGGCCAUUAUUUGAUUAGGUGUUUUGUCAGAGUGGGGUCAGGUCGAACCCAGAUUAGAGAAAGGUCGUACAUUUUCCUGUUAUUUGUUACAUUGGGGUCAAGGUUCAAGGUUCAAAUGCAACACCAAUAUACAUUUGUAUGUAUAACGUCAUCCCGCGUGUUGAAAUUUUCUUUGGCCAAUAAUAUAUUUCUGUUUUGUAUGUUGUUACAAUGGUUGCUGCUUAGCUCUGAUAUUUUGCUAGCUUAUUCUCCUCGGGAGAAUUUUGAAGUGUAAAAAAUAAAGGGGCUGAAAUAUAUAUUGUUGGAUCGAAAGUUCCGUUCUAAUUGUCGAACUUUCCCGUUCCCGUUUCAUAACACAUGACCGGCGGAGAAAUACUUAUGGUACUAUUUCCUAUGGAAACAUGCACAUUAACCCAGCUUUAAACUUGCGUUCCGCCCCUGCUAAAUGUGAAGCUAUCUUCUCCAAAGGAUAGUCUGAAAUUCCAACUAAUAUAAAUUCACAGCGUAAUUUAAUUGUCUACUUUUGCACAGUUUAGUCGUGUUCUCCAUAACAUUGUAUUUCUGUUUUCCAGUCAUGCCGCACAACCCGUAGCAGGUGGUUCUUUUUCUAGUUCAAGAAGUCUGUCUAAUGACAGAUAAGAUACGUUCCACAUAUCCCCUACAUUUGCAUAUUACCAGCGCGGUCUCUCUUACCCAUACUACACGUGACAGAGUUGGGUUCCGGUUCCAAUCAAAGAUGUCCGGCAUUGCGACGUCUCUACCAACCCCUGGCCCGUUGAACAUCAAUAUACAUCGAAACACAAGAAAUCAAUUCAUUAUAUUACCAAAGAAUAAGUUUGAAAUGAAAACCAAACGAAAAGUAAACACAACAAAAUACAAAAAGAAACAAAAAAACAAAAAGUAACAAAAAAAAAAAAUGGAAUGAACCGAAGAUACGAGAAAUCUAGCUACUUAGUAAGCUUCAAACCCCGUACAUUUUUACCAUGUGAUGCUUACAUAUUAGCAGCAAUGUUUACUUUAUUAUUUUUGAAGAUGUUCCUGGAAUUGUUUUGUAAAAAACAAACAAACAAAAGGUGUUUCUUUUGGGAGUUUCUUUAAAACCAGAUUAAUAUUUGUAUUCGAUACUAAUUGCCCUAGAAAUAAACAAAAUAACUUAAAAA
Messenger RNA from Saccoglossus kowalevskii, 3330 nucleotides. RefSeq lists its product as uncharacterized. NCBI's taxonomy places the organism in Eukaryota, Metazoa, Hemichordata, Enteropneusta, Harrimaniidae. The record is from RefSeq and is a predicted model, not a curated record.